AUGGAGGUUCUUGCUAAGCUGCAGUCCAACUUUGAAGGACCUAAAAACAGGCUGGCACAGAAUGUGGCGACUGCAAACGACCUUCUCUCUGUGUGUCUGAAUCGGAAGGUCACCAGUCAGAUCAACCACGUCUUCCAGCACAAGAUUCCAGCAGAGGGGAAGCCGAUGACCAAUCAGAAGAACUCUGGCAGAUGUUGGAUCUUUGCCUGUCUGAAUGUUCUGCGGAUUCCCUUCAUCAAGAAGUUUGAGCUGGAUGACUUUGAGUUCAGCCAAAACCACCUUUUCUUCUGGGACAAGAUUGAGCGAGCAAACUACUUCCUUAACGCCUACGAGGAGUGUGCAAAGCGUAAGGAGCCCGUCGACGGUCGUCUGUUCCAGUUCCUCCUGGCCUCGCCCAACCCCAUGAAUGACGGCGGACAGUGGGACAUGCUCAUCAACCUCAUCAACAAACAUGGCGUCAUGCCCAGGAAAUCCUUCCCAGAGUCCUUCAGUGCUACAGCUUCCAGGAGACUGAACCAAACCUUAAACUACAAGGUCAGAAAAGAUUUUAUCUCUAUAGCCUCUAUUAUCACCAUUUAUCCGCCGAGUAUGAAAAAUGUUGCCUUUCCCAAGAUAAGGGCACAAGAUCGGUGACAUGGGUAGGAUAUGAACCCGGGACCUCUUGGUCCUGAGCCAAACACGCUAUCGUUUACGCCACAUGACCCCACAAAUGGCUGUGAUACUCAUCUUAAAGUAGUGUGGGAACCAUUCCAGUGUCAUAAAUUUCAUCCUUUAUUUUUACAGGUCUGCCUGGUGAAUGACUGUCGUCCUGCCAACCCCUUCAGUAAGCUGUACACAGUGGAGUUCCUGGGAAACAUGCACGAGGGCCGCAAGGUUCUGUACAACAACCAGCCAAUCAGUGUCCUGAAGAAGGCCACGGCAGAUUCCAUCAAGGCGGGGGAGGCUGUCUGGUUUGGCUGUGAUGUGGGACAACACUUCGAUCGCAAACUGGGCGCCAUGAAUCUUGAGUCGCACGACUUUGAGUUGACUCUUGGAGUAUCCAGGAAAACGAUGGACAAGUCCCAGAGGGUGAUAUUUGGGGAAUCUCUCAUGACCCAUGCCAUGGUCAUCACAGCUUUUACUCAGAAUGAUGAUGAGAAGUACGUGAAGUGGAGGGUGGAGAACUCCUGGGGAGAUGAGGGAGGAGACAAAGGCUACCUCAUCAUGACCGAUGAUUGGUUCAGCGAGUACGUGUUUGAGGUGGUCGUCGAUAAAAAGUUUGUCUCUGACGAUGUCAUGGCUGUGUUCAAGCAGGAACCCGUGGUCCUUCCAGCAUGGGACCCCAUGGGGUCACUGGCCAAGUCCCAGCUUUGAGGGGUCAUUGAGACACCUGGGUGGUUGCUUGACUAGUUUCUACCUCCAGACUUUUAAUGCUAGCAGUGGUUUUUAGAAUUCCUACACUGAUAGAUAGUACAUGGAGUUUGCUCACUUUUUGAAAUGAUAUUUCACCAUGUAGAGCUGCACCAUUCUACUGCUACCUCUUGUAAGCACAGUGUCAAAGCAGAUCAAUAUCGAAAAACAGAUAAAAACUAAGAAAAUUGUAUGUUGUACAUGUAUGUCAAUUUCUGGUGUAAUACCAUUUCAUGGGUUAAGUGGUUGUGCAAGAAGACUGUUUUAAAUCAACAUUUAAAUGCUGAAAUUGUUUGAUGCAUAGCCAGUAAUUGCCUAAAAUAUUGUCCAUAUGUCACGAUAUGUCACAGGACUUAAUCUAUCGCAUAUUCUGUUAAAGUUGAUGUGGUUUGGCGACUUAGUUCUUUUUCUCUUUCAAAACUGUUUGAAACCUGACCUGACACUAGUCUCAUCUCUGAUGUUAACAUGGCAGGGGAUUACUUCCAGGUGUUGUAUUGUCUUCGGUGGCUGAGCGGAGAUUUUGUGUAGUACUUUUUAAUGGGAUUCGAGUAGGUUGACAGCACGUGGGUGGGGGAAAUUGAUGGGCAGAAUGACAAAGGUCACAUAAUCUGGCCGGGAGCCAGCAGGAAUUAGAAGUCUAUUAGGGGGAAUUCAGGAAGUGGAGGAUUGUAUACUUUCCACAAGUCUGAAAUCUUGAAUUUGUUGUUAACAAAGAAAACUAGUGGCUAUGAAGUGGAGGUCAUUAACAUCCUUUUAGUUUAUUACCAGCAGCACAUUCAAAUCAGGACAAACAGUUGUAGCACAAUGGUAAAACAUGAACAAUUAAUGUAACCACUGCACACAGCAAAGUACUAUCAUUCUCACCUUGCCCUACUACAGACUUUUUAAAAUUUUACAAUUUUUUCUGAGCUGGUACUUUGCAAUGGACAAUUAAAGAGGGUCUGAAUUCUGCAAAUGUU
Molecule: messenger RNA, 2348 nt
Organism: Branchiostoma belcheri (Belcher's lancelet)
Lineage: Eukaryota; Metazoa; Chordata; Leptocardii; Amphioxiformes; Branchiostomatidae
Product: bleomycin hydrolase-like
Biological process (GO): proteolysis; L-homocysteine catabolic process; response to toxic substance
Cellular component (GO): cytoplasm
Molecular function (GO): cysteine-type aminopeptidase activity
Source: RefSeq, a predicted model, not a curated record